Molecule: messenger RNA, 7222 nt
Organism: Colius striatus (speckled mousebird)
Lineage: Eukaryota; Metazoa; Chordata; Aves; Coliiformes; Coliidae
Gene: CRB1
Product: crumbs cell polarity complex component 1
Exons: 15
Coding region: 1-5304 (1767 amino acids)
Biological process (GO): establishment or maintenance of epithelial cell apical/basal polarity; heterophilic cell-cell adhesion
Cellular component (GO): protein-containing complex; plasma membrane
Molecular function (GO): calcium ion binding
Source: RefSeq, a predicted model, not a curated record
AUGCUACUUGCAGCAAUCAAACUGACACGGCCUAUUAUUAGAUCCAAAGAAGUGACUGGGGUUGCCUUUGCUCAUCUCCUAGACACAUAUAGUCUGCAAAAUACUCCGGAAUGGGCGUACACAGCUGUUGUUAUUAUUAUACCGAAGCGCACCCGCUUUCCGUUUAAGCCCGAGACGGCCCUUCUUCUUUUCCCGCCGGCGCCUGCUCCCUCGGGCCAGCCCGGGGAUCCGCCUGGCGCCGGGCGGCUCGCCGCGGCCCUCUCCCCGCACCUGUCACCCACAACUGUCAAGUCCGCGGUGGAACUCCCGCCGCCCUCGGCCCGGCCUGCGGACGGUGCCUUUGUCCCCGCGGGGCCGCGGGCCCGGCCCGAAGGGAGCCCUGAGGCAUCGAGUUCGGGGGGAAAGAGGGCGCCUCGGUCCCGCCUGCGUCACGGGGGCGGCCUCCCGGAACCCCCAGCCCUACCGAACGGGACUGAAAAUAGCCGCACCCCCGCCCCGAGGCCCGUUCGCCCCUCCCCACCCCUCCCGCUGUCCCGGCGGGGCGGCCCCACGCACCUGCGCAGCGCCGGGCGCUCGGCGGGGCCCCGUUCGGCCGCUAAACGCCGCUGCACUCCGCACCAGCACCAGCUCCCGCUUCCGCCGCUUCCGGGUCCCGGCGCCGCGCGCAGCUCGCUCCGUGCGCUGGCUUUCAGAGAUGAGGAGAAAGCAGUGAGGAUCAGCACCAGCCCUUUGGACAACAGACAACUCGGUGGAGAAUGUCCUACCAAGAUGAAUAUGGAUCAUUCAAGAAUUAACUCUCUACUCAUCUUCUACCUCAGUUUUUUGCUGCUCGUCCAUUUAAAAAAGUCACUUUGCGUGAGGAAUGAUUCCAGGUGCCUGUCAAACUCUUGCCAAAAGAACUCUACAUGCAUUGCUGGUCCUCAAGACGAUACUUGCCACUGUGCAGAGGCAUCGGUGGACGCUGUGGAGGAACUCUGCAAUAAAACCUCUGAUCCUUGCUCCUCAAACCCUUGUCUUCAAAAUGCUACCUGUUUAAGCUCUGCUGGAAACCUCAGCUUUACAUGUGAGUGCCCUGCUGGGUAUAAUGGACCUACCUGUGAAGUAGCCAUUGGUGUGUGUGACACAAACCCUUGUGAGCAUGGAGGCACCUGCCAAAAUGGCCUGGCUGGGCCCACCUGCCUUUGUAGCCCAGGAUACACAGGUACGCUCUGUGAAAUGGAUCUCGAUGAAUGCAUGUCUGAGCCGUGCCACAAUGGAGCCAUGUGCAGGGAUGGGGUUGGUGAAUACUCCUGCUACUGCGUCCCGGGCUACCAAGGCAAGCACUGUGACCUGGAGGUGAAUGAGUGUGUGUCAGAUCCGUGCCUGAAUGGGGCAACCUGUCUCAACCAGAUUGGACAGUAUGACUGCAUCUGUCCCCUUGGGUACAGAGGCACAAACUGUGAGCUUGAAGUAGAUGAGUGCUUAUCAGAGCCUUGCCUGAAUGGUGGGACGUGCCAUGAUGCUCUGGGGAGCUUCUCCUGCUCCUGCCCGCCAGGCUUCCUCGGCCUCCUCUGUGAAACCAACGUGGACGAGUGUGCCAGUCAGCCUUGCCUCAACGGGGGACACUGCAGGGACGAUGCCAACGGGUACAGCUGCAACUGUACUGAUACUGGAUUUAUGGGUCUGCACUGUGAGACUCUAAUUCCCUUAUGUUGGUCACAACCCUGCUACAAUAACGGCACUUGUGAGGACAACGCUGACAAUUACACAUGCCACUGCUGGCCAGGCUACGCGGGCUCCCGCUGCGAAGAGGACAUUGGGGAGUGCGGCAGCAGCCCCUGCCAACCCGGGGGCGACUGCGUGGAGCGCUCCUGGGCCCACCGCUACGGCACCGUCCCGGGGCUGCCGGCAGCCUUCAGCUACCGCACGGCAGAGGGCUACAUCUGCAGCUGUAAGCCGGGCUUCACCGGUACUCACUGUGAUGAAGACAUCAAUGAAUGUUACACAAACCCUUGCCAAAAUGGUGGAAUCUGUGAGAAUUUUCCUGGGAAUUACACUUGCCAUUGCCCACCUGGAGGAAAAGAAGGGAUUUAUUACGGUGGCUGGAACUGUACAGAAAUUCUCCAUGGCUGCACUAAUCAGCACUGCCAAAAUAGUGGAAUAUGUAUCCCACAUUUACAAAAUGGCCAACACGGAUUCAGCUGCAUGUGUUCACCUGGGUAUACUGGACCACGCUGUGAAACCGUAACCACCUUCUCUUUUCAAGGAAACAGUUUCCUUUUGUUAAAGAAUCCCUCGGCCCCUGAACGGGAAUUUUCCUAUAAUAUAAACCUGAGGUUUCAAACUGUGCAACCUACAGCUUUUCUGUUUUACCGAGGGGAGAAAAACACAUUUGUGAAGCUGGAGUUACAGAAUGGCUACUUACACUUGUCCUUGCAAGUCAAUAACCAGCCACAGGCUCUUUUGCAUAUUUCACAUAAUGUCAGUGAUGGAGAAUGGCAUUCAGUGGAGGUAACCUUGGCAAGAGCUGUUACUCUUCAUUUGCUUGACAGCUCUUGUGUAGAAUCGUGUCUCAAUAAAACGUCUGCUAUCAUAGCUAACGAGCACGUGAUGCUUGCAUUUCAGAGCACGUUUUUGGGCGGCUUACCAGUGGGGAACGUUAGCGGCAGCUCUCUGCUUAACAUCUAUAAUAUACAUUCUGCACCUUCAUUUGUAGGCUGUCUUCAGGAUAUUGAAAUAGACUUGAAUGUUAUUACUGCAGAGACUGUGUCACCCGAAUCAUCUUUAAAUGUCAGGACAGGAUGUACUAAGAAGGACUGGUGUGAAACCCACCCUUGUCAGAACAGGGGACGCUGCACCAACCUGUGGCUGAACUACCACUGCGAUUGCUACCGGCCGUACACAGGGCCAAGCUGUGUAACAGAGUACAUUCCAGGCCGGUUUGGAUCUGAGGACUCCUCAAGCUAUGCUGCUUUUUCCAUCAACGCCACUCAGAAUGAAAAUUUACACAUAUCAAUGUUUUUCCGAACACGCAAACCUUCUGGCUUGUUACUGGCUUUGAGAAACACUACUUACUCCUACGUAAGAGUCUACUUGGAAGGUGGGAAACUCACAAUGUUAGCUCUAAAUUCCAUUAAGUUAUUAGGGAAACACUCCAUGAACGAUGGAAACUUUUACUUAAUAACAUUAAAAAUAGAACCAAAUAAGAUGGAACUGUUCCAGUCCUCUCAAUAUCUAGGCUUUAUUUCUACUCCAGUACUAACCAUCCAAAGUAAGAACACUCUUUACAUUGGAGGCCUACCAGAUAACAAAGAAACUGAUAGAAAUGGCAGGUAUUUCAAAGGCUGCAUCCAAGAUGUAAGAGUGAAUAAUCAGACGCUGGAAUUCUUCCCCAUCACCAAUCCGCUGAACUCUCUUAUCCACAGAACUCUGAUCAAUGUCAGCCAAGGCUGCACUGGUGACAACCUCUGCAAGUUCAACCCUUGCCACAAUGGUGGCGUGUGCUAUUCCAUCUGGGAUGACUUCACUUGCACGUGCCCCCCUAACACAGUGGGGAAGGCAUGUGAAGAAGUGAAGUGGUGUGAGCUUGAGCCCUGUCCUCAUGAAGCACAAUGCCAGCUGGUGCACCAAGGAUUUGAAUGUCUGGCUAAUGCAGUGUUUAGUGGCCGGAGCAGUGCGAUUUUUUAUAGAAGCAAUGGAAGAAUCCACAGAGACCUCAACAGUAUCGUAUUUGGCUUUCGGACUAGGGACACAGACGUGAUACUGCUGUAUGCAGAGAAGGAGCCAGAGUUUGUCAUCAUCAGCAUCCACGACUCCAAAUUGCUCUUUCAGUUGCAAAGUGGCAACAGCUUUUAUAAGCUGACCCUGGCUAGUUCACUGCCUGUGAGCGAUGGGAGAUGGCACCAAGUGACAGUCUCUAUGGUAGAGCCUCUGUCCCAGUUCUCUAGGUGGCACAUUGAUAUUGAUAACAAGAAAGACACUGUAACUAGCACAACCGCUGCAGGAAGCCUCAACUUUUUAAGAGAAGAGACAGACAUCUACGUGGCCGACAAGGCUUUCGACAGUCUGGACGGCCUGCGAGGAUGCAUGAGCACCAUAGAAAUCAGUGGCAUUUACCUCUCAUACUUUGAAAAUGCUGACGUCCCUACUAAAAAACCUCAGGUGGAGCAGUUUCUUAAAAUAUCUGCAAAUCCUGCUCUUACUGGCUGUCUGCAGGUAGAUGCCUGCAGCUCAGAUCCCUGUAUGCAUGAGGGGAUAUGUGAAGACUUCUAUACUUCCUACCGUUGUGUAUGUUCCAAAGGAUGGAGCGGUGCCUACUGCGAAGUCAACGUGGACGAGUGCUCUUCAAACCCCUGCGUUCAUGGGAACUGCAGUGACGGGAUCGCCUCUUACGAGUGCAGCUGUGAGCCUGGUUACGCAGGGGUGAAUUGUGAAGAGGAUAUAGACAACUGCCGUGGCCACCAGUGUGCAAAUGGGGCCACUUGCGUUGAUGGGAUUAAUGGGUAUUCUUGCCUGUGUGCUGGUAACUUCACCGGAAAGUUUUGCAGAUACAGAAGAUUACCAUAUACAGUUUGUGGGAAUGAAGAGAAAAAUCUCACUUGUUUCAACUAUGGCAACUGCACCGACCUCAGUGGUGAGCUGACAUGUGUGUGCCUGCCAGGAUUUGCUGGAGAACGUCUUUCCUCUAGGUGUGAAAAGGACAUUGAUGAGUGCAGCUCUGACCCAUGUCUGAAUGGGGGCCUCUGCCAGAACCUCCUCAACAAGUUCCACUGCCUCUGUGACGUGAACUAUGCUGGAGACCGCUGUGAGAUAGAUGUAAGCGACCUCUCCUUUUUUGUCUCUUUACUGUUGUGGCAGAACCUCUUUCAGCUCCUCUCCUACCUUAUUCUACGAAUGGAUGAUGACCCAGCAGUCGAGUGGGAAACUAGAUCCAAUUUAAAUUUAUGCACUGCACAUGACUGCAUUAUGUUGUUGAAACUAAAAAUAGAGGGAAAACUGCUUCAAACCUGCAGUGAUGAAAUCAGCUCACCCAUCAUGGCAGAAUCAUUACCGUUGAUGGUAGGAGCCAGGGAGAGCCCAGCUUUAUUCCCGUGCCAGGUCAAAUGUAGGUUGACAACUGACUUGAUCUCGAACAUAUUCGCCUCCAUUGGCUCAGUAACGCUGGCCUUGUUAUUGAUCCUCUUCUUGGCAGUUGUGGUUUCAGUCGUCGCUGCCAAUAAACGGGCGACUCAAGGGACCUACAGCCCCAGCCGGCAGGAGAAGGAGGGAUCCCGGGUGGAGAUGUGGAACAUGGUGCAGCCACCUCCAAUGGAAAGACUGAUUUAGAAGAGAGUGCUCCUUCAUCCUGGAAGAUGGCUGAAAUGGGACCAUGUACAUAUGUUAGAUACAUUCAUUUUCAGUCUGAUACUAGGAAUACUCAUUAUAAAGACUGCGAUGACUUUGGGCUUUCAAUAUUUUCCAAUAUCUUCCUUCAAAGUUCAAUAUCAUUAAAAUUCUCUUAGCAUUGAAGGGAACGAUGCCUUUUAUCAUUGUUUUGGAUCAACCCAUCCAAGGACUAUUUCUUUUUUGCACUGGAACUCCAGCCUUGAUAAUCAGCAGUAGGCAUUACAGACAGUAAUGGCUCCUGGGAUACAUGUAAGUGCCUAUCUUGGAUGCAACACGAAUAACAGCUUCUCUUUUGUGCUUUCUUUUGACUGCUUUGCAAUCAUUGCUGCAAAAGAUGAUGCAGACAAAUCAAAUCAGGCUGUACAAUACAGACACUGUAAUUCUGUUAUCAAAGGGUUUAGUACUAGAGCUGUGUCUCAGCGUAUCUACUUUCAUCUGUUAAUCAGGGAUUAAAAGGAAGCCGUGCGAAAAUUCUGUGAAAUAAAUGCUUCAUAUUUAAUUGGUUUUCUUUUCCCCAGUUCUCUCAUUUUACCUUCUGUCCCUCCACCUUCUACUGAAAAGAAUUUCAGUUUCUGCCAAAGCACAUAUUUCUCUGAGUAUAAAAGGCUGUGUCCUAAAGUAUCCAGUGGACACAGACCGACCUCUUAGAAGACAGAAUCUGAAUGUCCUAAAUGAACUCUGUGCAUCCACACUACUGUUAUUUUCUUCAUUACAACAUUGCCUGAUGGUCCAUUUUAUAAAACUGUUGCUUCUCACACUGUAAACAUACAUUGCUGCCUGAAAGCAUCCUUCAAAAUGUUCCCCAAAGCUCACAGAAAACACCAGGAAAGAGGCAGAAGUGGCCUACAGGUAAAGCUUGGAGAUAAUUAUGAGAGACUUGGUGCAUCUCCUGGAGCUCAGGCUCCUCAUAUGAUCAGGGGCAAGUAAAUUUUUAUGCCUCAGUUUUCCUGUUUUAAAACAGGGAUAAUCCCAUUUAACGACCUCAUAAACCUCAGCAGCAAAAAGAUUGCAACUGGUUUGGAAGAAGUCUUGUAAGGAAAUAGAGAUUUGAACAUUUUCAAGAGAUUUAAUGAUCAUUCUUGUAGUAGGAAUGGAUGUGCCAAAAAUACACACAGGUCGAAGGGGCUUUUUUGAAAUGUAGAAGUAAAUAUUAGCAGUUAACUCAUCCAGUUCAUUUUCACAUGUAGUCAAGAAAUUAAAGCAUAAACACUGCUCCCACACAAACUGAACCCACCAUAAAGAGGCAACGGAGUGGAAAGUCCAUGAUGGCAUUUCUUUCUUCCUGCAGUUCAGCUUGUAUGUUGUGAAACAACCCAGAUCUAUGAAUCAAACCCCAGAUGGUUAUUCCAGGAGUUGCAUAAUAGAGCACACACGUUCAGUAUCCAAGAGUUUAACUCAUCCUUUUAAUUAACGAUCAAUUCAUAAUUCAUUGUGAAUGAACUCCUUGAGGGAUUACAAUGUCACUCAAUGUUUAUUUUUGUCCUGUAUGAUUAGCAGUAACUAUGAGAGUACAUUUUUUCAGUCCUCACCGAUAUCUUCCAAAACAAGGCACAACAGAAAACGUGAGUGGAUGGUAGGAUAAAGGAGCAGAAUGUAGUCACAGCGAAAAGGCACGACAGAUUUUAGUCUAGCCCAAUUUACAGCUUUAUGACUGGAGCUUAUUAUUUUGAAUGCAGUCGUUGUUGCACAGCUGCAGUCUAAAUCCAAAGGGUUCAAAUGACAACUAAGGAAAGAAUGGAAAAAUAAGGUGCCAAAAAUACAGUGGGAGAUAAGAGCAGAGAUUCAGGGUAGAACUUCUCAAAUCACGGCACUAUGUAAUUACAGAUACAACAGCUUUUAAUUUAAACUCUUGCUUUAA